This is a messenger RNA of Pseudomassariella vexata, 2397 nucleotides long. RefSeq names its product glycoside hydrolase family 94 protein. Gene Ontology annotation, biological process: cellulose catabolic process. Gene Ontology annotation, molecular function: carbohydrate binding; hexosyltransferase activity. The transcript has a single exon. Lineage: Eukaryota; Fungi; Ascomycota; Sordariomycetes; Amphisphaeriales; Pseudomassariaceae. The record is from RefSeq and is a predicted model, not a curated record. The coding region runs from base 1 to 2397 and encodes 798 amino acids.
AUGUCAUACGAGGACGGAAAAAUCCUAGGCCCAACGCAAAAUGGCGAACGCUACGAACUCACCAGCCCCACGGCUUUGCCGAAAGCAGGUGGCUUCCUCUGGAAUCAGAAGAUGAUGAUCCAGGCGACGUGUCGGGGUUACGCGACAGCGCAGUUCAUGCAGCCUGAGCCGGCCAAGUACUCGCACGCGCCCAACAUCGAGGCUAGGACUUUCAUGCAGCCUGAGCAGAACUAUUAUGCACACCAUCCGGGGCGAUUCGUCUAUGUCAAGGAUGAGGAGACCGGAGAGUUUUUCUCGGCGCCGUAUGAACCGGUUCGCGCACCGUUGGAGAAGUUCGUCUUCUCGGUGGGCAAGAGCAAUAUUUCUUGGACGGCGGAGCAUCUAGGAAUUAGAGUGGAGAUGAUUUUGGGGUUGCCUACGGAUGAUGUGUCGGAGUUGUGGACGGUCAAAGUUACGAAUGUGUCGGGAGAGCCGAGGAAGAUCAGCAUGUAUCCCUAUUUCACUAUUGGCUACAUGUCGUGGAUGAAUCAGGGUGCAGACUACAGGGAAGACCUGGGUGGUGUGGUUGGGAGCAGCAUAACUCCCUACCAGAAAGCUGACGAUUAUUACAAGAACAAGUAUCUAAAGGACAAGACGUACCUCCUCUGCGAAACACUGCCGGAUUCAUGGGAGACAAAUCAGGACGCAUUUGAAGGAGAGGGUGGGUUGCAUGCACCGUCUGCAAUACUGGAGCUAGAGCUGAAAAGGGGCGACGCACGGUACGAGACACCCACGGCUGUAGUGCAAUAUCGCGUCUCUUUGAAAGCGAAUGAAGAACGGGAAUACCGCUUCCUCUUCGGCCCAGCUUUCGAUGACGCAGAAAUUCUCACGAUGCGAAGUAAAUACCUAAGCAAGGAAGCCUUCGCAAAAACCGCCUCUGAGUACGCAGAGUACAUGUCCCAAGGCCGCGGUUGUCUCCAGAUCGAAUCCCCGGACAAAGAACUAAAUAAUUUGGUCAACAGCUGGCUCCCACGCCAAGUCUACUACCACGGCGACGUGAACCGCCUGACAACCGACCCUCAAACGCGCAACUACAUGCAGGACAACAUGGGUAUGAGCUACAUCAAACCCUCCGUAACUCGGCAAGCGCUCGUCCGCGCCCUCUCCCAACAGGAACCCACCGGCGCCAUGCCAGACGGGAUCCUGCUCAUCGAGGGCGCGGAGCUGAAAUAUAUUAAUCAGAUUCCGCACACGGAUCAUUGUGUUUGGUUGCCUGUAGCGUUGGAUAUCUACCUUUCCGAAACGGCCGACUACGCGCUCCUGGAGGAGAAAGUCCCCAGUAAAAAUGGAGAUGAGUACACGGUGCUGGAGCGCUUCAGCCGCGCAAUGGAUUGGCUUCUCUCUUCUAAUUCCCGUGACGAAAGGGGGCUAAGCUACAUUGCCUCAGGCGACUGGUGCGACCCCAUGAACAUGGUCGGCCCAAAAGGGCGCGGUAUAUCAGGUUGGUUGACCGUCGCAACGGGGUACGCCCUCAAUGUCUGGUCCUCCAUCUGCGAACAAAGCAGCAAGUUCGACCUAGCAACAAAUUACCGCGAUGGCGCGAAGCAGGUCAACGAAGCGGCUAACAGACAUCUCUGGGACGGCGACUGGUUCGCGCGCGGCAUCACGGACGACGGGGUGAAAUUCGGGAUUAAAGAUGAUCCCGAGGGACGCAUUUGGUUGAAUCCACAAGCGUGGUCUAUCCUCGGUGGAGCGGUUAGUCCGGAGCAGAGGAAAAAGGUGAUGAAGCAAGUUGACGAACACCUGAGCACCCCCUACGGCGUGCUUAUGUUCGCGCCUCCUUUCUCAGGGAUGCGCGAGGAUAUCGGUCGGGUAACGCAGAAGUUCCCUGGUCAAGGCGAGAACGGGAGUGUGUAUAACCACGCGGUCGUAUUUUACAUCUGGGCGCUGUACAGCGUUGGCGGGGAAGCAGAAGCGGAUAGGGCGUAUGGGUUGUUGAGACAGAUGGUGCCUGGCCCGCAGGAGGAGGAUUAUGUGCAGAGGGGGCAGUUGCCAGUGUAUAUACCGAAUUACUAUCGUGGGGGUUGGAAGGAGUUUCCGAGGACGGCGGGGAGAUCUAGUCAGUUGUUUAAUACGGGGACGGUGGGGUGGGCGUAUAGGUGUUUGGUGGAGGGAUUGUGUGGGUUGAGGGGUGUGAAGGAGGGUUUGAGAGUGUGGCCACAGUUGCCGGGGGAUUGGGAGGGGAUGAGGGUUACUAGGUUAUUUAGGGGGGCGAGGUUUGAGGUCGAUGUGAAGAGGGGGGAUGUCGAGAGGGUCGAGGUGAAAGUUGAUGGGAAGAUUGUGCCAGAAGGGCUUGUGAAGGGAGUACAAAAAGGGGAGACGUAUAAGGUGGAAGUAGUCGUGCCAAGGAGAGGGUAG